Molecule: messenger RNA, 4139 nt
Organism: Chrysemys picta bellii (western painted turtle)
Lineage: Eukaryota; Metazoa; Chordata; Testudines; Emydidae
Source: RefSeq, a predicted model, not a curated record
UCUCCCGCGCUGGCCCGGGCUGCCAGUGCAGGUGAAAAGCAGUGGGGAGGGCAGCUAAUCGCAUUGCUCCGUGUGUGGCUCAUGCAGUCACCCAGCAGCAUGGGAGCGCGGGAUGCUCCUGCUUCCGAGGACUCCUUGCCAGUCCCAGCUGCCGGGCCGCGCCGAGAGCAAGAGCCAGCUUCAAAGUUAGCCCUAGAGAAAUAAUCCUAACCCCCCCCCCCGCACCUCCAGCCCCCCGCCCGCGGAUCUGCAGGCAGCUGGUGCUGGCUGGGACUAGGAAGCCUGCACAAUCUGCCCCCCUCGCCUCCCUUCUCUUGACAGCUCCGGCCAGGCUGGUAAUUUAAGGCUCUGCACCAAGCUCCCCCCAGCUGAAAGGAGGGGAAGGAAGGAGCCGAAGAAAGAUGCGGCUCCGCAGCAGGGAGCCCCCGGUAGAAGCCUGGCCGAGGCGAGCCCCAGCCGGGCCGGUGCGCGGGAAGCGGGCUCAGGAGAAGCGAGGAGCAGGGGAGCGGGGGGUUAAUUGGUGAGCGCAGAUCCCCCACCCACCCCCAGCCUCACCCCCACCCACCCCCAGGCGCACGGGAGGCCUUGAUGCGCUGCCAGCGGGACUCGGUCCAGAGCGGGGGGGACGAGGGAGACUCUCCUCUCCCCGCACAAGUUUGGACCUUCCGGGGGGUGGCGAACUCCCUCGUGGAUCUUAAAGGGCACAUGAGAGGGAGCGCGGAGCCCGGCAGCGAUCCGGAGCCCAGGAGCAGCCGCGCACCCGCGCCGGCCGGCCGGGAGGUCCCUUCCCGCACGAAGUCUCCAUUUGGGACCCAGGCAGAUUCUUUCUCCACUCCUGGGCUGUGGAAUCACUCCAUUAGCUAGUCAGCUAUCUAACCAACAACCAGUGUUAACGGGACUUGAUGGAAAGUCUUGUUGGCUUGUUCUUCCCUCGCUUGUGGGACAGCACUUCACAUUUGGCAAUGGGUCAAGAGGACUAAGGGGCAUGUCUACUUCUGCUCAUGCUUCUUAAAGCUGCCAAACCAGGACCAAUGAAGAUGUUCACCAGGCUGCAGGUGCUUGCCCUUGCUUUGCUCUGCAAAGGAGUUUUCCUUUCCCUAAGUGACCAUAACUUUUUAAGAAAGGAAAUUAAGAUAGAAGGAGACUUAGUCUUAGGUGGUUUAUUCCCAAUUAAUGAAAAAGGCACCGGGACGGAAGAAUGUGGGAGAAUCAAUGAAGACCGAGGCAUCCAGCGCUUGGAGGCUAUGUUGUUUGCCAUUGAUGAAAUCAACAGAGACAAUUACUUGCUCCCAGGAAUUAAGCUUGGAGUUCAUAUUUUGGACACAUGUUCAAGGGAUACAUACGCGUUAGAACAGUCUCUGGAGUUUGUCAGGGCAUCUUUGACUAAAGUGGACGAAGCGGAGUAUAUGUGCCCCGAUGGAUCUUAUGCCAUUCAAGAAAACAUUCCGUUACUCAUUGCAGGUGUCAUAGGUGGUUCUUAUAGCAGUGUCUCCAUACAGGUUGCAAAUUUGCUGAGGCUAUUCCAGAUCCCCCAGAUCAGCUAUGCUUCCACCAGUGCCAAGCUGAGUGACAAGUCCCGCUAUGAUUAUUUCGCAAGGACGGUCCCCCCCGACUUCUAUCAAGCAAAAGCAAUGGCUGAGAUCUUACGGUUCUUCAACUGGACCUACGUGUCAACGGUUGCCUCAGAAGGAGACUAUGGAGAGACGGGGAUCGAAGCCUUUGAACAGGAGGCUCGCCUCCGGAACAUCUGCAUUGCCACCUCAGAGAAGGUUGGCAGGUCCAACAUCAGGAAGUCCUAUGACAGCGUGAUCAGAGAGCUGCUCCAGAAACCCAACGCAAGGGUGGUCGUGCUCUUCAUGCGAAGCGAUGACUCUCGGGAGCUCAUUGCUGCCGCUAACCGAUUCAACGUUUCCUUUACAUGGGUCGCCAGUGAUGGGUGGGGGGCCCAGGAGAGCGUUGUCAAGGGCAACGAGCACGUAGCUUAUGGAGCAAUAACCCUGGAACUUGCUUCCCACCCAGUUAAAGAGUUUGACAGGUACUUCCAAAGCCUCAAUCCUUAUAAUAAUCAUCGCAAUCCCUGGUUCAGGGACUUUUGGGAGCAAAAAUUCCAGUGCAGUCUCCAGAACAGAAAGCCGCACAGAAAAGCUUGUGACAAACACUUAAAUAUCAACAGUUCCAAUUACGAGCAGGAAUCCAAGAUCAUGUUUGUGGUGAAUGCUGUGUACGCGAUGGCCCACGCCUUGCACAAAAUGCAACGGACACUGUGCCCCAACACCACCAAACUGUGUGAUGCCAUGAAACUUCUGGAUGGCAAGAAGCUGUAUAAAGAUUACCUACUGAAAGUUAACUUCACAGCUCCAUUUAACCCUCCCAAUGCUGCGGACAGCGUGGUCAAAUUUGACACCUAUGGAGAUGGGCUAGGCCGAUACAACGUGUUCAAUUUCCAGUAUGCCGGAGGCAGAUAUUCCUACCUGAAGGUCGGUCACUGGGCAGAAAUCUUGUCACUGGACGUAGACUCCAUUCACUGGUCCAGAAGCUCUGUCCCCACUUCCCAGUGUAGUGACCCCUGUGCUCCUAAUGAAAUGAAGAACAUGCAACCCGGAGACGUCUGCUGUUGGAUCUGCAUUGCCUGUGAGCCCUUUGAAUACUUGGCUGAUGAAUUUACCUGUGCAGAUUGCGGGUCUGGGCAGUGGCCCACUGCUGACCUAACUGGCUGCUAUGACCUACCAGAAGACUAUGUCAAGUGGGAAGAUGCCUGGGCAAUAGGCCCUGUUACCAUUGCAUGUCUGGGUUUUAUUUGUACCUUCAUGGUCGUGACAGUCUUUAUCAAGCACAACAACACUCCCCUGGUCAAAGCUUCUGGCCGUGAACUGUGUUACAUAUUACUCUUCGGGGUCUUCCUGUCUUACAGCAUGACCUUCUUCUUCAUAGCCAAGCCUUCUCCGGCCAUCUGCACCUUACGCCGUUUGGGGCUGGGAAGUUCUUUUUCAGUUUGCUAUGCUGCCCUCCUGACAAAGACAAACUGCAUAGCCAGAAUAUUUAACGGUGUGAAGAAUGGUGCUCAACGGCCUAAAUUCAUCAGCCCCAGCUCUCAGGUCUUCAUCUGCCUGAGCCUCAUCUUGGUACAGAUCGUGGUGGUGUCUGUGUGGCUCAUAGUAGAGUCUCCGGGCACCAGACGGUAUACUCUUCCUGAGAAAAGGGAGACUGUCAUAUUGAAAUGCAAUGUCAAAGAUUCCAGUAUGUUAAUCUCCUUAACAUACGAUGUAAUCCUUGUAGUCUUAUGCACUGUAUAUGCUUUCAAAACAAGGAAGUGCCCAGAGAACUUCAACGAAGCCAAGUUUAUCGGUUUCACAAUGUACACAACGUGCAUCAUUUGGCUGGCCUUCCUCCCCAUAUUUUAUGUGACAUCUAGUGACUACAGAGUGCAGACCACGACCAUGUGCAUCUCUGUCAGUCUGAGUGGCUUUGUUGUGCUCGGCUGUUUGUUCGCGCCCAAAGUGCACAUCAUCCUCUUCCAGCCACAGAAGAACGUGGUCACUCACAGACUCCAUCUCAACAGGUUCAGCGUCAGUGGGACCGGAACCACUUAUUCCCAGUCAUCUGCUAGUACGUACGUUCCGACAGUCUGCAAUGGACGGGAAGUCCUAGAUUCUACCACCUCAUCUCUGUGAUUGUGACUCGCAGUUCAGUUCUCGAGCUUUUAGACUGUUAGACAAAAUUUGCACAUGUUGUGCACUCCAGAAAAAAAAACAAACAACAAAACUAGUACCUUUUUUAGAAACCGUAUAAUAAAUUAUUUUUGAGGACUGUACAGUAUAUAGUGACGUUCUAGAACUUUUUAGACUGAUUUUAGCGCCUCUGUUAUUAACAGUUCUAAGGGACAUGUAAAUAACCGUGGUUUACAGCGCACAUAUUUCUGCAGUGUUGACUCAGAAGUGGGAGAGUGAUUUGCUGCAAGCACAGUUGCAGUGUUAGGUGACUUUCUUUCCUAUGAAAUUUUUUGUAGCUUCUUGUUGUAAUUAACUUAGACUGCAUUUCUAUGUUAUAUAGAACAGUUACAUUAUGUGUAACAGAUUGUUUUCUCAGCACAAAACAGCAGUAUUAAUGUAAAGAUGCCAAUAAUAAAACUGUAAACAUUU